CAAGGGGAAGCUAAGCUUGCGAAAACAAACUAAAAUUUUAAAUAAAAUCCUUACUGAUCGUUGAUUACGUGCUGUAAUUAAAUAAAAUAAUUCGACACAUAAAUUUCAGUAAUAAAAUUUCAUGAUGAUGAUGAUUGAAAGUCUCCGAAUCAGUUAAACAAUAUUUCCAAAGGAAUAACGAAAAUGGAUCACCAGCAAAACUUUGAAUACAACGAUCCAAAUUCUUUUGGAUUUAUGAGCACAUUCGGAAAUGACAAUUAUUUAAUGUCACAACAAGGACAACCACAACAUCUGAAUGGAAAAUCCAUCAUUCAUUCGGCUUCUCUACCUCUUCAAAGUUUUGAUCCUGGGAACACUGUUUCUCAAUUUAUUACUCAACCAACUCCGAUGAUGUUCCAUCUUUCUGAGCCCAUAACUCCUUCUAUCAACCAAGCUCCGCUUUAUCCCACAUCACUUGAUUAUCAGCUAGAUUCCACUCAAUCUGAAUUAAAUAUUAAUUCUCAAAAGGAUCCAAUGUUCAGCAAUGUUGAGAAUCCUUCGCCAACUGUUCCUAAUAAUAUCAUUGAACAAUCAACAACCUCAAACGAUGCCAUCGUUACCACUCUGCAACAAGAAGAAUCGAUUAGUUCUCAAGUGGAACAAGACAAACUUACAAAUAAAGAUGAAACAUGUGUCGAGAAAUCUCAGGAAAAUGUUUUUAGUCCGGAACAAAACAAUAUGAUGAAAGCCCUUGGCGUUGUUCGCAAAGAAAUUUUAAUAAGUGCGAGUGGAUCAAAAAAGCGAAGAAGAAUUUUACAACUUAACGAUGAAGAGGAUUCUGAUGAUGAAAAUGAAUUGAAAAAAGAAUUGUUACAAUCAACACCUGAGAUGAAGAAAGUUGAAGAUGAAGUUGAUACUGAAGACAGCUCACCAGAUAGUGAAAGUGAUGACGAUCCAGCGUUUUCAAAUGAUCCUGAAGCUCUUAAAGCUCGUUCGCUUCUUAAAAGUGCAGUCAUCAUUCAAGGACCUGCAAAUAAAAAAAGAAAAAAGCGUGUGCUUGAAAGUGACGAAGAAGACGAAAUUCAAACAUCAAUUGACGACAUUGGUUUAAGUGAAUCUAAUGAAAAUGAAAACGAAAACGAAAAUGAUGAGCUUUAUGUCGGUGACAUUGUUUUAAGUGAAACAAUUGUAGAAGAAAAAGAAAACAGUAAACCUCCAAACUUAACAGACGAUGGAUUUGUAAUACCAGCACCACCUCCACCAGUAAAGUCAGAAAUAAUCGAAGACAAACAACCUGAAAUCAAUUCUACUCCUGAAAAUGAAACUUCAGUUGAAAAUGUAACUUCUGUAAAGUUAGAAGAUGAUGCAAGUGGCACAAACACGGAAGGCAGUGAAGUUGAUCCUUCCUUGAAUGUUGAAGCUAUUCUUGAAAACAUUAAACCGAUGGCAGACGAUGAUGAGUUCUUUAAAACUGAUGAUAAAUCGGAUGACUCUGAUUGUCAAUUUAUCAGUAAUGAAGAAUAUUUCGGAACACCAGACACAACGAAGCAUCAACCAGCAGGUCGAAAACGUGGACCACGUCCUGGCUUUAAAAGAAAACAACGCCCUAGUUCUACUACACCUAGGAAGAGAUCCAUGAAAUAUGAAAAAGAUUUUGUGGAGGGUUCAAGUGAAUCUGAAGACACAACAUAUUCAGAAUCAACAAGUGAUUCAAGCGACAGUUCUUGCGAAGAAGUCAAGCCGAGAGGAAAACCAGCGAUGAAGAAAUCACCAAUUAUUGUUCAAACUAAAACUUUCUCUGUUACUCGCGUUCCUAUUAAGAAGAAAAUAGUGAAGCGUGAUCGUUUUUAUGAUCGAUCUCGAGAUAUUCCAAAUGAUGUUUAUUUUGGUGAUGUCAAAGUUCCACUUCAUGUGCUUCACACAAGAUGGGAUUCCGAUGUGGAAUCAUCAGGAUCCGAGACUGAAAGUUACACUCGCAGACCUCCCAGCAAAAGUCACUUUAAAAGCAUUCACAAAUCAAGUAGAAGCAAUUUUGGUUUUAAAGUGAAACCUUCUUAUACGAUCAUUGAACAACAAGACGAUCCAAAACUCGCAACUCUUAAAGAGUUUGUGAAAAUGUCAGGAAUAAAAAUUAAUUACACGAGACUUUUCGAUUGUAUACGAUCAACCGAUGAGAAAUGUCAUUUAAUAAGAAGAAUUCUUGCUCAGAAAGGCAUGCAAGGCGAGCCGACGAUUGCUAAAUGUAAGCAACUGAGACUUGAACUUCAAGCGAAGAGAGAAAGUGCUGAACUUGAUAAAAGUGUCAUUAUAAAUACUGAAGGUCGGACACGAAGAGCAACAAGGAAUUUAACUGCCAUGUCAUCGUCGUCUGAGCCUUCGACAAGUAGCGCAACAAUUCAACCUGAAACAUUACAAACUUUAUCAAAAAUUAGACGCGUCGUCGAUUCAGAUUCUGAGUAAGAAAAUUCUCAAAUGUGCAAUGAAGAGUUUAAUGAAUAUAAUUAAUAGAAAGAGAAAUUGUAAAUCAUUUGUUUGUGUAAGGGACUUUUAAUACUAGAAUCAGAAUCUUUAAUUUGUUUUAAAUAACAAAAGUUGGAAUCAAAUAGAGUUUUUUCUGAUUAUUACAAGAAAUUAUCAGAAACAAGGAGUAAAAAUUGCUGAAAAAAUGUUAAUUAGUUUCAGUCUUUGAAUUUAAUUCUUCAAUAAUUAGGUAUCGAUAAUCAUUAUUGCUUUAAACACCCCCAAAUCAGCUUUUCCUUUGUAAAAUAUUGUAAAGUACAAUUAGUUAUAAAGAAACCCAAGAAAUAUGAAUAAAGAAAAGAAAUAAUAAGAGAA
Messenger RNA from Clunio marinus, 2814 nucleotides. Lineage: Eukaryota; Metazoa; Arthropoda; Insecta; Diptera; Chironomidae. The record is from the annotation of a GenBank genome assembly.